GCGGAGCCGGAGGCGAGGCGUUCCCAUUGGGGUGUACGCCGGGGCUUCCCUCAUCCUCCUUCGCGUCUGGGCCCCGUUGCCGGAACCGCCCUCUGCACCGUGUCUGGCCCACUGGCGGAUCGGCCUGGUUCCCGGCCUGAAAGCGAGGCGCCGGAGCACUGGAGCCCUGCUGUUACUGGAUGCUAUGAGUUGCUAAGAAGUGAGCCUGGCUAUUUAGCUGCCUUGGGGUGCUGAGAGGGAGUCCCAGAACCAUGCCGGAUCUCCUGCUCCUGGGCCUGAUUGGGGGCCUGACUCUGCUGUUGCUGCUGACGCUGCUGGCCUUUGCUGGGUAUUCAGGACUGCUGACUGGGGUGACAGUGAGUGCUGGAUCACCCCCAAUCCAUAACAUCACUGUGGCCUACAAGUUCCAUGUGGGGGCCUAUGGUCACAUUGGACGGCUUUUCACAGAGAGCUGCAGCAUCUCUCCCAAACUCCGUUCCAUCGGUGUCUAUUAUGACAACCCCCAUACGGUGCCUCACGAGAAGUGCCGAUGUGCAGUGGGCAGCAUCCUGAGUGAGGGAGAGGAGUCACCCUCACCUGAGCUCAUCCACCUCUAUCAGAAAUUUGGCUUCAAGAUAUUCUCCUUUCCAGCACCCAGUCAUGUAGUGACAGCCACUUUCCCUUACACCACUCCCCUAUCCAUCUGGCUGGCUGCCCGCCGAGUCCAUCCUGCUUUGGAUACCUACAUCAAGGAGCGGAAGCUGUGUGCUCACCCUCGGCUGGAGAUCUACCAGCAAGACCAGAUCCAUUUCAUGUGCCCUCUGGCACGGCAAGGAGAUUUCUACGUGCCAGAGGUGAAGGAGACAGAGCGGAAAUGCCGAGGGCUUCUGGAGGCCAGUGACACCCAAGUGGACGGCACAGGUACCAAAGGAGCGGACACAAGCGAUACGAGCUCUAUAAGCCUGGAGGUGCGCCCUGGCAGUCGGGAAACUUCAGCCACCACACUUUCUCCUGGGGCAAGCAGCCGUGGCUGGGAUGAUGGCGAUAACCGCAGCGAGCACAGCUACAGUGAAUCGGGUGCCAGCGGCUCAUCUUUUGAGGAGCUGGACCUGGAGGGCGAGGGGCCCUUGGGGGAACCCCGACUGAGCCCUGAAGCCAAGCUUCUGGGGCCUACUCGGGAGCUCAGCACUCCUGAGAGGGGUGAGGAGUGACCACAAGCCCUCAGCCCUCCUGUGGUGCAUUUGAUAAGGAACUGAGCAAACUCUCCAGCCCCCUUUUCCUUAACCUGCCCAGCUUAGGCUGGGAGUACCAGGGGCCUAAGUUCUUCUACUCCAAGCCUAAACCUCUUCACUGCCCUUUGGCUCCCAGGGCUGAAGGAGCCAGAGACUGUUAUCUGCACCAGCCUCCUGGGCUGCCAACUUUUUGCGGACUCAUUGGAGCUUCCAGAACCCAGAAUAAAGUGGAAUUACUUUCUUGUUUCACCUGGA
This is a messenger RNA of Alexandromys fortis (reed vole), 1466 nucleotides long. It is a transcript of the gene Tex264, whose product is annotated as testis expressed 264, ER-phagy receptor. Gene Ontology annotation, cellular component: nucleus; autophagosome membrane; replication fork. NCBI's taxonomy places the organism in Eukaryota, Metazoa, Chordata, Mammalia, Rodentia, Cricetidae. The transcript has 6 exons. The coding region runs from base 252 to 1190 and encodes 312 amino acids. Gene Ontology annotation, biological process: reticulophagy; protein-DNA covalent cross-linking repair. The record is from RefSeq and is a predicted model, not a curated record.